Molecule: messenger RNA, 735 nt
Organism: Xenopus laevis (African clawed frog)
Lineage: Eukaryota; Metazoa; Chordata; Amphibia; Anura; Pipidae
Gene: nkx3-3.S
Product: NK3 homeobox 2 S homeolog
Biological process (GO): regulation of transcription by RNA polymerase II; regulation of DNA-templated transcription; cell differentiation
Cellular component (GO): nucleus
Molecular function (GO): DNA-binding transcription factor activity, RNA polymerase II-specific; RNA polymerase II cis-regulatory region sequence-specific DNA binding; DNA binding
Source: RefSeq, marked provisional
GCGCAGCCUUUCUCCCGGCCAUUGGAUACUUCUCCCGGCCAUUGGAUACUAUGCACUAACAUGUCCCUCACCUCCUUCUCCAUUCAAGAUAUCCUUGCGCGGACCGGAGGCAAUAGGGGCAAAGACACGAGAACUGAUGGGAAUAAUAUCUCUCCGCCGCCCUCUCCCAGCGCUGAUGAGGGGCACAAUGAAUGGCCGCGGGCGGAGAACCCGCCACUGACUCCGGAGAAAGAGAAAACGGACACAGACUCAGGGACAGAGGACUUCCACUGGGAGCGGGACACAGAAACAGCCAACAAUGGUGCUUUUACAGAUCCUUCUUCUGGGGACAGACUGGCAGACAGCCCCAAGUCCAGUAAGAAGAGGUCUCGGGCUGCUUUUUCUCAUGCUCAGGUUUAUGAACUGGAGAGGAGGUUCAGCCUGCAGCGGUACCUCUCUGGGCCUGAAAGGGCAGACCUGGCAGCUUCUCUCAAACUCACAGAGACCCAAGUAAAGAUUUGGUUUCAGAACCGGCGGUACAAGACCAAGAGGAAGCUGAUUGCCACCCAGACAGCACCAAAGUCCUCUCUUGUUCCAACCAGAAAGGUGGCAGUCAGGGUGCUGGUAAAGGAUGACCAGAGACAAUAUUGCCCUGAGGAUAUGCUGAGCCCAUCCCUUCUCUCUUUAUACCAUGCAUACCAGUAUUAUCCAUACAUGUACUGUCUGCCAGCCUGGGUACCCCACCUUCCACUUUGA